Pyricularia oryzae 70-15 is the source of this 516-nucleotide messenger RNA. RefSeq lists its product as uncharacterized. NCBI's taxonomy places the organism in Eukaryota, Fungi, Ascomycota, Sordariomycetes, Magnaporthales, Pyriculariaceae. The record is from RefSeq and is a predicted model, not a curated record. The transcript has a single exon. The coding region runs from base 1 to 516 and encodes 171 amino acids.
AUGAGGCACAAGACGCAGACCAUCAAGGUGGCCACGAGUCCCGCGACAUCAAUGUCUUUUCCAUCACUUCACCCACAGGUCGUCGAGGCCGUCGGAGACACAUGUCCAAUCUGGACCAGCAAGCAACACGGCAGGGACGUCAUGGAAUAUUGUACACACGUGUCGGGCCAUUUCCGCUGCGGGAACCAGAGAUGCAGUCACGUCUGGAGCAGCGGCCUCGUGGCGAUACGGAUCAGGGCCUUCAAUCGCGAGCGCUACAACGCAACCGUCUACAGUCAGCGCUGCAAAGCCUGCAACCGGCUAGGGUUCUUGAGCCUGGAUGAGGACUCGUACGUCGAGAGGGUCGCGUACCGGCUCAAGAAGUGGGCAGGAGUCUCGGUCGAGGUUCCACGCCACGAAGUGAAGAGUACUCCCCCGCACAUGUCGAGUCUAUGCGAGGGGUGCAGGCAGGGCUGUUGUAGAGAGGGCGGUCGAGAUGACUUGACCAGAGGACUGCAGAGGUUGAGUCUACGCUGA